Messenger RNA from Euleptes europaea (tarantolino), 4965 nucleotides. Its product is annotated as adenylate cyclase type 10-like. Gene Ontology annotation, cellular component: cytoplasm. The transcript is spliced from 32 exons. NCBI's taxonomy places the organism in Eukaryota, Metazoa, Chordata, Lepidosauria, Squamata, Sphaerodactylidae. The coding region runs from base 1 to 4965 and encodes 1654 amino acids. Gene Ontology annotation, biological process: cyclic nucleotide biosynthetic process; intracellular signal transduction. The record is from RefSeq and is a predicted model, not a curated record. Gene Ontology annotation, molecular function: adenylate cyclase activity.
AUGUUGACGCUGCCUCCGGCUAAUGCUGUCUCGGCAAUAAAUAAGAAUGAGGUCUCCACGGUGAUAAAUAAGAAUGAGAUCUCCACCACGGGUAAAGUGGCUGCUCACGUCCCCGAUCUUAUUGUGUAUGGCAACCUCUCCCAGGAAGUACCGUCCAUUGACAAUUUUGAUGGCGUCCUGCUCUUUAUCGACAUCUCAGGUUUCACAGCUCUGACGGAGACCUUCAGCUCGGGCUCCAGCUUUGAUUAUGGGGCUGACCAGCUGACCGAGACGCUCAAUCAAUAUGUGGGCGACAUCGUGGAGGAGGUGUUGAUUUUUGGAGGCGACAUACUGAAAUUUGCAGGUGAUGCAAUUCUGGCCCUCUGGAAGGUGUACCGUCGCCAUAUAAAUGACAUCAUCACCCUGGCGCUGAAGUGUAGUUUGAGCAUCCAGCAAGAGUACGGCGUUCACGAGACAGAUGUGGGACUGACGAUGCGAGUGAAGCUAGGACUAUCUGCAGGUCACAUCUCAAAAGUGAUUGUUGGAGACAACAAGCACCAACAUUUCGUGGUAAUUGGCCGGGCCGUGGACGAGGUGCGAUUGGCUCAGAACCUAGCAAAAGCUGGUGAAAUUAUUUUGUCGCCCAACUGUUGGGAGCUCUGUCACCGGAAAUUAAUUGUGGUAGAAAAGAUCCCAGAUGAACGAGCUGUGAAGCUUAAGUACAUUAAGGAUGUCCCUACGUUGGAUGAAGAGGCAUUCUAUGAAAGGUGCACAUUGCACCUGUUGGGAAAUCAUAUCUCUGAAAGUCCUGAGAUCCUGAGACAAGCAUCAGUACUGGCUCCAAAUGAAGAACUUGAGAAAGGACUGAAAAAAUUUGUGAUGAGGAACGUCUCGAAGAAGAUUGAUGAUGACCAGCCGCUGGAGUACUUAUCAGAACUACGUCCAGUUACCAUCGUCUUUAUAAACUUGCAGUUUCUUGGAAGCGCCAAUAUAUCUCAUUUGACAAAGGCCAUUCAGGAAGCCAACAGUUUUAUCACCGGAACAAUAUACCCCUUCAGAGGCAAGAUUAACAAAGUCUUCAUGUUUGACAAAGGCUGCACUUUCCUUUGUGUAUUCGGUCUCCCCGGAGAUAAGCAGGCGAAUGAAAGCACACAGGCUCUUGACUGUGCCUAUGAAAUCUACAAAUUCUGUGCUAUGUCUCUCAUGAAAAUCAAGGUCGUCUCCAUUGGAGUCACCAGUGGGACCGUAUUCUGUGGAGUAGUUGGCCAUCAUAUGAGACAUGAAUAUACAGUCAUUGGUCAGAAAGUAAACCUGGCUGCCCGGAUGAUGAUGUACCAUCCCGGAGUAGUGACCUGCGAUGAAGUCAUCUACUCGGAAUCCAAGUUGCCGUACUAUUUCUUUCAAGAGGUCCCAGUAAUUGAGAUGAAAGGCAUUCGGAAUCCUGGCCCAAUCUAUAAGUAUCUUGUCACUGAGAGAACAGUGAUCGGCAAAGCAUACCUGACCAAGCAGAGAUUUGAAGAGUAUCCUUUACUGGGUAGGAAAAGAGAAACAGAUCUCUUCGAAGCCACACUGGAAAAAUUCAAAGUCUCCCAAAAAAGCCAUAUCAUGUUGUUUGAAGGCCUCUUUGGAUAUGGGAAAAGCCAGUUAAUGGCUGAAAUUGCUUACCUAGGGCAAGCUGGUGGCCAAAAGGUUGUGGCUAUGGAGUUAGGAAAGGUAAAUGGAUCACAGAAUUUCUUCACCAUCCAGACACUCAUGGCUAUACUCCUGGGGAUUGAUACCUGCAAAACCUAUGAUGCCAGACAACGCAUCCUUCUGAACAAAAUCCGAGGAACGAUACAAGACUCCUAUUUUUGCCUUCUCAACAAGCUCUUUCAUGUUAAGUUCCCCACUUCAGAAGAGGUUUCCAAAAUGGACAAUGAAAAGAGGAAAGCGGAGAUGGAAGCAGUUCUUCUAAAGAUUCUUGGGAGGGCUGCGGAGAAAGAAUUUCUUAUUUGGAUCAUCGACGAAGGCCAGUUCAUUGAUCCUGCCUCCUGGGACUUCCUGGAUAACUUGCUGAGGGCCAUCUCCAUCUUUGUCGUGAUGUCUUUGUCUCCUUCUGAAUACAAGGGACUGAUACUCUGCUCCACUGCAACUCGAAUCCUGGGCAGUAUGGCGAACACUUAUGUUAAAUUAAAGGAGUUAACUCCUACUGUGAUUGUUCAGAAGGCCUGCCAGGACCUCGGGGUGGUCAGCAUCGCCAGGGAACUUGAGAUGUUCUUAAUACAAAGAAGCCACGGAAACCCCUUUUACUGUGAGGAGCUCCUCCGGAACCUCCACCUAAACAACGUCCUUCAGUUCUGCGUCCUAGAAGAAGAGGGAGAAAGCGAGGAUGAGUGGGAAAGCCUUUUCACCACCACGACUCUCAAGCCACAGGAGUCCAAACUCUUUGAAAACAAUGAGAAGUUAUCCUACAUUUGCACCGUCAGGGAGAAUGUGAAGCUGCACAACAUAUUGCUUCCUCCGAUAUUAAAAGGGUUUGCUCUGUCGAAGAUUGACAACAUGAACCCUUCAGAGCAGAUGGUGGUGAAGUGCGCCGCUGUCAUUGGAGUUUCUUUCAGCACUCACCUGCUGCUCCACAUCCUCCCCAAAGGGACCAAGGUGAAGAUGAACCAGACGCUGGCAGCCCUGGUGGAAACCCACGUCUUUGAGUGUUUUACUGAAGGGAAAUCGCGGCUUACAGCCAAAACCAUGGACAUAUUCGCCCACGAGCUUGGCAACCUCCCCAAGAAAACCAUAGCAGCAGAUGGGCCAGAUUCAGAUCUCGGAUUGGUCAUUUCCAAUAGCAUCAAGCAAGAGGAGGCAGUGAUACACUGCAGACUCAUGGGAUUCUGCACCCCACUGUUGCAGGAAGCUGCCUACGAGCUCUGGCUCAAGAGCCAGAAGACCAAGUUGCACCUCAUGUGCGCCAAAUACCUGGACAGCGAUGCUCACCGAUGCAAGUGCUGCGGGGAAGGAGAUUUUGUGGCCUUCCACCGCUAUGCGGUGGAUGGCAUGGUGUGGGAAACAGCCUUACAGGACCUGCAAGAUGUGUUGGAACAGGACAACGUGAGCGCGGCUGCCUCCCUCAUAGUUUCCCAAACAAUUCUUUGUCUGGAUGCGGAACAACCAGAAGAGAUGCCAAUGCUCUAUCAAACACCGUUAAACAUCGAAGACUUCUUUAGAGCGGAAGAUGCAGAAAAAACGUUUCUAUACAGGUUGGAUGAAAUCAUCUGGCUUCUUGAAUAUGGCUUGAAAAAGGUCAAGAUGGGGGGCUCGUGUAAUUGUGAAGAGACCGUGGAGUAUGUCAUCGUGCCCUUGUCCCACCACUGCAUGGCACUGGGGCACAACGUCCGUGCCUUUUAUUACUUGCUGGAAAGCGCUGCUGCUUAUGUACACCUCUCCAACAACUACAUGGCCUUUACGUAUCUGAAUACAGCAGAGAGCCUGUUAAAAUCCCUGGACCCCAAACAGAAAAUCAUUAACCCGUUUGAAAAGUCCGUUUUGUACAGUCUCAAAGGCGAGGUCUGUUACAAUAUGGGUCAGUUUAAUUUGGCAAAAAAACUGGUGAGGAGAGCUUUGGAGUUUUUGAAUAAAGGCUUCCCGGUGACCAUAGUUGGAGCCUUUUUCAUGUCCAUGGUGGAGUCUUCCAAACAUAGGUCGUAUCAGAAGAAGACGAUUUCUUGCGAAACAUCUAGCGGCAGAGAGAAAAGACUGGCUGCCCUGUAUCAGCAGUGCCACUGCCUUUCUCUGCUGUGGCAGAUCUUUAGCCUGGACCCUUCCACAAACAGUAAGAAGUUGGCCCACUUGGCGGCUCUCAUGAUGGUGAACUGUGCAGAGGAGUCUCAUAACGAGUGCCAGAUCAUCUCUUCCUACAUGGAGUUCUCGCUCUGCUGUCAGCUGUUAGGCCGUCAACAGGAAUGGAUGAAAUACGAGGCCAUGGUCAUUGACCGUAGUUCACACCUUGGGAUUGUUGGAGGAGAACUAGCUACAAUCGCUAAACUGGUGGUGUCCUUAGCCUACAUGAAGCUUUGCUUGGGGAACCUGCCUUUAGCCAUUCAAUUAGGUUACCGAGGGCAUCAAAUGUGUGUGCAGAUGAAGAAGUUUAAGCUCGACUACAGUGCUCUCGCAAACCUUUUCAGCGCUCUUUUUCUCAAUGUCAGGUACAAAGAAUCUGUACAAGUCCUGAGUUGGCUGGAGGACCUCUCCUUUCGAGAUGACAAUGUGAUUGGGAAGGCCUACUUCAUUUCUGGAUGUCUGGAUCUCUUGCUUUACGCUGGUUUUUCAUAUAAGCCAUUUCAGUACUGCCUGGACUUCACUGUUGCCAGUGAAACAAACUGCAUCCUUAUGUCUCAGAGUGGCAUCAUGCUCGGCCUGUAUUCUUCUCUGGCAAUUUGGUUUGCCAGACUUCAUUUGUGGGAAGAGUUCAAAGAACCGUUUGAACAGGCCAGAAGGCUGGUGAGGAGAACGAGCGGCUCACUGUCUGCCAAUUACGGAUUCUGCAAGUUUGUGGAAUGCGAGGCGCUGCUGCUGCAGAGAUAUAUUGACAAAAGGCCUGAGAAAGUCCGCGAGAUGCGCAAUAAGACUUUAAAGCAUUUGGAACUUGUAUUGACACAGUGCUCCACGAGCCCAGUCUACUACCCCAGGGUUUACCACCUGAAGGCGUACGUCCACUUGAUGCUCGGGAACGAUGAACAGAGCCAAACCUUUCUCAACAUGGCUUUCCAGAGCUGUAAUGAAAACAAGUUGGAGAAAUCCUGGCUGGAGUUUAGCAAGGAGUGGUGGUUCACUGGCGUGGAACCCAUGGAAGACUGGUGGUUGAAGUCAGCUCCAGAUUUUCCAGAGUGGACAUUAGGAAUGUCAGCUGUAGACCUUGAACCAUUUGAUAAAAAUAAGUACCUGCUGAAGAUGCCAAAGUCGGAUAUCGACACUCAGUUGGCAGCAACAAAGAAUAAUGACCAGAUGACAUAG